AUGAAUUCACUGCAAGCAAAGGCUCUCCUCCUCUCCCUCUCAGUCGUCUUCGUGUUCUUCUCCUCAUGCGAUGCAUACUCAAAGACGUAUGUGUCGGUAGUGAAUGAGAUUGCAGGAGAGACCAUCACGGUCCACUGCUACUCUGGAGACGACGAUUUGGGAUACCAUCAGCUCGCGACCGGGCAGGAUCUGUCGUGGUCGUUCCACUACAGCGUCCUUGGGAACACAAAGUUCAUCUGCACCAUCACCACACCACAACACUACGGUAGCUAUGUGGCAUAUACGGAAGGUAUGAUGGUCGAUCGCUGCGGGCUCAACUGCGUUUGGAAGGUGCAGGAGAGCGGCCCGUGUCUGCAGCAGACACGGGACGCUCCGUGGUGCCAGGCAUGGCAGAAAUGA
Molecule: messenger RNA, 399 nt
Organism: Salvia hispanica
Lineage: Eukaryota; Viridiplantae; Streptophyta; Magnoliopsida; Lamiales; Lamiaceae
Product: S-protein homolog 2-like
Source: RefSeq, a predicted model, not a curated record